AUGAAGUCCAGUAAUUAUCAACUAUCAAAAAUGUACAGCUCGAGACCUUACAAAUCAAGGAACCAGAGGCCCUGUGAUUUUUGUAGGAAACGCAAAACUUGUUGUAUCAUAACCGACGAUAAUGUUUGUAUAAGUUGUAAGAAAUUUAAUCAAGAUAAGUGUACCUUUGAUGAAGGUCCUAUAAAGAGGAUUUAUAAGAAAAAGAUGAAAGUUCCAAUUCUUCCAUCACAAGGUGUCAUAAUAAAGUCCGAUUCUUCGAGGAUGACUGGUAGAACAUCAAUUACUAAAUCACAUAAUCAUUCAAUUCCUUCGGUUCCAGUAACCUCAAUCCCUUCAAUUCCUUCAGUUCCAAUUCCUUCAAUUCCACAGCCUGAACUCCUGCAAGUUUCGAAGAUUACUUCAUCAUCAACUGGUAAGAUGAAAUUUGAUAAGAUUUUUAAUCAAUUGAAUAAAGAGAUCAAUGAAAUCAAUCGAGAGGUCAAUAAAUUGAUUGAAAUAAAUAAUGUUAGCACAAGAGAUAAUAAAAUGGAUUUUAACGAAAGUACCAUUAUGGAUUUCAAAAAUGAAAUGAUCGAAUUAGAUAUUCCGAACAUGCAUGAAGAAUUACCCAUGUUAUCCCAUUCCAAUUCUUUUUCCAGUAUGAGUUCCAACUCCAAUAGUUCUUAUUCUUCCAAUUCUUCUCCCAUGUCGAGUGUUAAUAUUGAAACUUUUGAAAGUUUCCCAAAAGAUACAACUUUUGACAAGAUGUUUGAUGCUAAAAUUGAUUACUUUGAUGACUUGAGAAAUGAUUUUAACCUUGAUUUUAUUAACGAAUGA
Molecule: messenger RNA, 816 nt
Organism: Yamadazyma jaroonii
Lineage: Eukaryota; Fungi; Ascomycota; Pichiomycetes; Serinales; Debaryomycetaceae
Source: the annotation of a GenBank genome assembly